Molecule: messenger RNA, 1073 nt
Organism: Lasiosphaeria miniovina
Lineage: Eukaryota; Fungi; Ascomycota; Sordariomycetes; Sordariales; Lasiosphaeriaceae
Exons: 2
Coding region: 248-934 (228 amino acids)
Source: RefSeq, a predicted model, not a curated record
GUUUCCUUGUAUCGAGGGGUCCACGUUGUCGUCGUCUAAUUAUUUCCCCCACAAUGAAAACGGCACGUCCUUGAUGAUGGGCUUGACCUCCCAUAUCCCCUCUGCGUCGUCGUCGUCGUCGUCGUCGUCGUCGUCACCGUUGUUCUCGGUACAACGGAAGGGCCCCCUUCUCUUGGUUUUGGGUUUCAUGCGGCGGAGCUGAACUGAAGUGUCCGACUGGAGGACACGCACGGUGAUAUCGACUGCCAUGGUGCUUUUCAACUGCAUUGGGAGAGCGUGGAUGUUGUUGUACUCCGUCUUUUCGAGCCUUGUCAUCGUCUGCUUCUCUACCACCCUGUCCCGCCGCUUGUCCUGCAGCGUGCCCUUGCUGGACGGGAACGCUGUUGUGACGGUGAAGGAAAAGGGGCCCGGCUGCACCAACCACACCUCCUUUUCCUGUUUAUUCUUUCCAUCAUCAUCGCCGUUUGGCGCUCGAGCGACCCGACGUUGGCCUGGAACCUGGUGGGGUGAUUCACGACCCUUGAUCUUGGUCUGGGGGGCCAGGCCAGAGGCGCAGUUGAACAAGAACGGUUUAUCCCCGUUCCCGGCCUUUGCUUCCAAGAAUGCAUCGUCUUUGGCGCCCCGGAGCGCCACCCAACACUCAGCAUCAUCGUCGGCAGACUCGUCGCUACUACCCGCCGCAUCUAGCCCUGACAAGAAGGUGGUCGCCACCGACGUUGCCGCCGUCGCCCCCGACUUCAGCGCGGCCUGCCGAAACUGUUCAAACGUCCUCGCUUGGGGCCUGGGCGUCAUGCUUCCACCAAAGUGUAUGUCAAACCCAAACACCCAGAAGUCGACGUGGACCAUGCCGGCCAAGGGCGGGCCGGUCAUGGCGAGCGUCGCGGCGAUCUCGACCGAGAUGCGCAUCGUCACGAACCACAGGUCCAUGGAAUAGCGGACGCCGACGCUCACGCCGCCCGUCGCGGCGAAGAAGAAGGGCUCGAAGUUGAUGAGCAUGUCCAGGAACGCGUCGAACCACGCGUACAGCGCGCCGAGCGACAGCGCCGCCGACAGCUUGCCGCCGGCCAUGCACA